Molecule: messenger RNA, 2712 nt
Organism: Chelonia mydas (Green sea turtle)
Lineage: Eukaryota; Metazoa; Chordata; Testudines; Cheloniidae
Gene: GPR160
Product: G protein-coupled receptor 160
Exons: 4
Coding region: 413-1420 (335 amino acids)
Cellular component (GO): plasma membrane; signaling receptor complex
Source: RefSeq, a predicted model, not a curated record
GAGCCCGCCAGCCGCAGCCGCCCCCCAGGGAGGCCGGGGGGAGCAACACGGAGCCCCCCGCGUAGCCAGAGCUGCACGGGGCAGCGCCGCCUGGGGAGCCGUGUGAGGCAGCCCCGUCCGGGGCUGGGGGGGCAGGAGCGCAGCAAGCCACUUCCCCCGGGCUGCCAGGCGAGGAGGCAGCGUCUGCAGCUGCAGGGCAGCUAUGGACCAUGCUUUCAAGAAACAGGAGGCUCUUUAAUAAUGAUGAUAAGAACAGUUGAUCUUACCACAUCCUGGUUCUCUAGGAAAAAUGGAGGAAAGCAAAAUGACUUCUUCCAGAGGACAGCAUAAGCAUGAGGAUGUUACCAUGCCGAUGCAGGUAUGAACCAUUGUGUCCUGUAAGAUUUAUUUUGCUGGCUCUUAUCCUUGAAGAAUGGCUGCCAUGUCUUGUGAAAAUUGUUCCUUUCAAUACUACAGCCAACUCAAUCAACCUCUUGAAGCUAGCUGUAUGCUGCUCCUGAUUAUGCUUGGAAAAGUGUCCCUCAAUCUCUUCAUGUUGGGAGUUAGAAGACGGGAUGUAAAACAAAGUUUUAUGGGAUAUUUCUGUAUUUCACUGGCACUCCUUGACUUCACACUUCUGGUGAAUAUAGCUUUCAUCUCCUAUUUUGAGGACUUUGCACUUUGGGGUAUGAGAUUUACCAAGUACCACAUUUGUCUAUUCACUCAGAUAAUUUCCUUUACGUAUGGUGUCUUGCAUUACCCAGUUUGUCUUGUGUCUGUUCUAGAUUAUUACAUGACUAUAGCUCAAACCCCUAAACCUGCUAGCAUAGGUCAAAGGCUAUUUUAUAUACUUGCUGUGGUUUUUAUAUGGAUUUCAGUCCUCUUUUAUAUUCUGAAAGUUCCAGCUGUCUCUGCAGAAUUAGAAAUACAGAACCACUUUUUUACAUGCCCUUUCUACAUCAGUGUUCAGAGCUACUGGCUAUCAUUAGCCAUCGUGUUUGUCAUAUGUGUGGCUUUUGUGAUUUGUUGGUCAGAAGUUAUAACUAUGGUGCGGUCUGUCAGGAUUAUUUCCUUUACAAGUGAGACUGUUUUAAUCUUUUCAUAUGCAUCUGACUGCAAUUGUACAGUCUGUAAAAAGCAGCUUUUGACAAGACUCCUCAUCUGCUUUCUUGGUACUUGGGCACCUUUUGUUUUCCUUCAGAUGAUCAUCCUGUUGCUCGGUGCUCAGAUUCCAGCCUACAUGGAGAUGAAUGUCCCCUGGCUAUACUUCAUAAACAGCUUUCUAAUCGCAACAGCAUUCUGGUUUAGGUGUCAUGACAUUCGAUUGACAGAGGGGACGUGGUCUGCAGAUCCAUUUGUCAGCUGGAAAUUCUGCUUCAUCCCAUUUAACAAUCAAAAUACAGAGCAAGCUGAAAAGUCAGGCACAGUAAUCAUCUGUUAAUGAACUGCUGUGUGAAAAGAAUGCAAGUAAGUGCUGUGCAUCCGAGGUGUCGGACAGUGCUAUUUUGGGGUCCUCUGUGAACACGUGUAAAUGGAUUAUAUAAGGAAAUUCCUCAAACUAUAAUCUGAAGAAAAAUUCACAAAAAUGCUCCAAUAUAUAAUGGAAUAUUGCACUACAAUGUGGAAUACUGCACGGUUUUCCAAGAUAGACGUCAAACAAAAAUGGGUGCUUAAUGCACAAAAUAUUUUAAUGGAAUUGUGUUAUAUUUUCAAAUAUAGUUGAAAAAUCUGGGUAAAUAAAAAUGUCCAAUAUUCUGCAAAAAACUGCCUGAUUUUAACAUUAAAUGCUAAUAAACAAAGUUGAGAUUGUUUAAAAUAAAGCAGGUCUGAUGCAUGAACUUCCAUAUUAAAAAAAAAAAAAAAGAGAGAGAGAGAGAGAGGAAUAAAAUCUUUAGCUAAACUUGAGACUUGUACAGCUGUGGAUAGGGUGACCAGAUAGCAACUGUGAAAAAAUGGGACGGGGGUGGGGGGUAAAUAGGCACCUAUAUAAGAAAAAGUCCCAAAAAAUGGGACUGUCCCUAUAAAAACAGGACAUCUGGUCACCCUAACUAUGGAUUAGUAUUAUUUAUUGUCAAACGUUUUAGCUUUAACUACCUCCUUUAUAAUUGAUCAGUUCUAAAAAAGUUUAACUAUUUCCUAUUUAAAAUGGAAGUUUCCCUCUUUGCUUAAGGAAAGAGAAACUGUCUAAAAGGAAUGGAUGUAACUUUUACUACCUUCUCCCCUCAAAAAGUAAAUAUCAUGUAAACUAUGUUUAAAACUGUCCACAAAAAAAGGAAAGGUGGGUGAGGUAAUAUCUUUUAGUGGACCAGCUUCUGUUGGUGAGAGACGAGCUUUCAACCCACACAGACCUGAAGAAGAGAGUGUCUCAAAUCUUGUCUCUCUCACCAACAGAAGAUGGUCCAAUAAAGUAUAUUACCUCGCUCACCUUGUCUCUCUAAUAUAUGGGACUGACACGGCUACAACUACACUGCAUACACAAAAAAAAGAAAGACCAAUAAGAUGCACAAUUACCAGGGUGACAUUAAGUGUGACAGUUUAAACUUUUUGUAAGCACUGAAUGUAACUUAGACAUUCAUAACAUACAAUUUGUACUGUAGAAGCAAGUGUUAUUUAUUUGUUACUUCCUUGCAGUCUUUACAUUCUAUAUUUAGCGUUACACUAACUUUACCAGUAACAUCAGAAUGCAGUGGCUUUCCUUAGUGUACAAAUAAAUGUAAAAUUUUACUUUAAUGU